UGUCAGUUCACAGAACUUCACAUUUCUCUCCACUCUUCAAUUAUAAGUGCAAAAAAAGGCCCAAACACUGUAGACUCUGGGGACGGCUCUCAAUCAAUCUCAAGAGGCAUCCCCUUUCUGCAAAUCUUUCAAUAUUUUUUUCAUAAGCCUCGAAUCGUCUGCUCUCAUUGUUAAAUAACCAGAUCUUCUCCAAACAAAACAGUAAAGAAAUCUUCCGAAUUUGAUUUCAACCCCUCCAACCCCCACACACACACAGAAGGCGUUUGAAGGUAAACAUGGCAACUGCAAGCCUUCCCAACAGCUGCAUGCUCAGAACUGCACCACCUCAAGCCAGAAGCAAAAGUGCCUUUCUGAGGAGCCCAUCAUCUUUAAGAUCCAUAAAGAGCAUCUCCAAAACCUUUGGCUUGAGAGCUAAGUCGGGUUUCAGAGCAUCUGCCAUGGCAGUUUACAAGGUCAAGUUGAUUGGACCAGAUGGCACUGAGAACGAAUUCGAUGCUCCUGAUGACUGUUACAUCCUUGAUUCGGCUGAGAGUGCAGGAAUUGAUUUGCCAUACUCGUGCAGGGCCGGCGCGUGCUCUACGUGUGCUGGGAAAAUGGUUUCUGGUAGUGUUGACCAGUCUGAUGGAUCUUUUCUCGAUGAUAGCCAAAUGAAAGAAGGUUACUUGCUGACUUGCGUCUCCUACCCAACUUCGGAUUGUGUGAUUCACACUUGCAAGGAGAGCGAUCUUUACUGAGCAUUUGCCUGAGUUUUAUGCUUCUAGUUUAUUAGCUGUAAUGCAAAGCAAUUCGUUAUUGCUAGUCAUGUUGUUUCGAAUAUUUCUGUCAAUAAGUAUCAAAACUGGCUGUGUUUCGAAUCUUUGGAAAGCUUGUGUUCAAGUCGUGUUUGUCUAAUGCAACCUCUUUCGUACC
Molecule: messenger RNA, 909 nt
Organism: Olea europaea var. sylvestris
Lineage: Eukaryota; Viridiplantae; Streptophyta; Magnoliopsida; Lamiales; Oleaceae
Product: ferredoxin, root R-B1-like
Exons: 3
Coding region: 276-734 (152 amino acids)
Biological process (GO): electron transport chain
Cellular component (GO): plastid
Molecular function (GO): 2 iron, 2 sulfur cluster binding; electron transfer activity
Source: RefSeq, a predicted model, not a curated record